GGAGCUUACUCUUAUAUAACAAAAAUAAUCUUCUCUUUCCUUAAAGUUUCUUUGCAAAAGACAGAGCUCGAGAUAGGUAGAGAGAGGGUCACAAAAGUCUCCUGCUAGUAUGUCUAUAGCGGCCCCUUCGUCUCCUUAUCAAGCAGUCAUUAAUUCUGAAGGAACUUCACUCAGACACCGCCCGCAGGCCACCUCGAGCAGACAGACUCCACUACCGAGCCUCGUUCCUUCUCAAAAACCUUGCCAGUACUUAAAAGCCCGCGGAGCCAAUAUCCUACAGAAGCUACUAGCAAUGGCGACCUGUAGCAGUCACAGCAAGAGCAUGGUGGUUAAGAUGAAAGAAGAGCUAUCGAGAAUGUUACCACUAACAGAUACCAGCACUCCAUCGGACUCAUCUCCCUCCUCAACCUCUCUCCCUCUCUCUCUCCUUUCCUGCUCAACUUGUCAGGGUCAUAUGAUUAAACCAGUUUGUCUCCCUUGUGGCCACUCCCAUUGCCUGUCUUGUACCCAGAGAAUGGCCGACACUCAAAAGCAAACUAUUACUUGUUCCCGUUGCCAAGAGGCUCACCCUCGGGUUCCGAUGGGGUUUGAGUCGUCACGACAGCCGACGUUUAUCUUGCAGACUGUUUUGUUCAAGCAUUGUCCGGCAGAGAUGAGUCUUUGCUGCGAAGAGAGAGAGAGAGGGAAUCAAUUCGCUCAAUCUAAUAACUUUGAAACUGCCCUAGUUCAUUAUAACAGGGCACUACAGACUGGUUUUGCUGAUCAUAGGGUGUAUAGUAACAUGUCACGGGCUUAUCUUGCUCUGGGUAGCACUGAAGAAGCUUUAUUAAAUGCUGAACACUGUUGCAUACUGCACCCAUACUGGCCCAAGGGUCAUUACAGAAGAGGCAGAGCUCAUUCUGAGAUGAAGAAACACAAAGAAGCUACUUCAGCCUAUCUCCUGUCACUGUAUUUAGGAGGAGGAGAACUCCAAUGUGUCUGCCAAGCACUAGAUAACUUACUCUCGGCUAAUAAAUACAGCACUGCUGAUACCCAGGUACUGAUGGAGUCCAUCCUCUCUCUCACUGUCCAGUCGUUUAAAGAAUACAAUAGACUAGCGUCCAGUAGACCACCAGUGUCCCUACCGCUGGGGGACAACGGAGUGGACAUUGGAGAGUUUGACUGUGUCCUGUGUGCCGGUUUGUUGUUUCAGCCAGUGACAGUUCCUUGUGGUCAUUCGUUCUGUCGUGAUUGUUUGGCUCGUCUCUUUGACCAUUCACCAUAUUGUCCUGUCUGCAGGGCUUCACUGGGAGAGAUGUUUAUACAGCAUACACAAUCAUCAGGACAAAUGUGUAUUGACGUUACUUUGGAGUCCAUUAUUCAACAUUUAUUUUCGACACUUUACGAAGAAAAGAAAUCAGUCUUUGUAGCAGAGAGAAUAAGGCUAUCAAAGAUUGGUAUUACUGAAGACGAGCCUCUCCCGAUAUUCGUGUGUACGAUGACCUUCCCAGCCAUGACCUGCCCCUUGCAUAUUUUUGAACCAAAGUACAGACUCAUGAUGAGACGCUGCAUUGAGACCAACAGUCGGAGGUUUGGGAUGUGUACCCCUUUAGACAGAGAAUGUAAUACCUAUGUUGAUUAUGGUACAGUGUUAUUCAUCAGUUCAUUGGAGUACACUCCUGAUGGGCGGAGUCUCGUUACCACAGUCGGAGAGAGAAGGUUUAGGGUAAUAGAGAGGAGCACUAGGGAUGGGUACGCUGUUGCUAGGAUACAGUUCCUUAGCGACGAGGUGGACCCAGAUCAAGAAUCACUUGAUGCCCUCCAGGUUGAAGUGUAUGAGCAUUGCAACAAGUGGCUACAAGCACUGCCUCUUUUCACAAGAUUAAUGAUACUCCAAGCUAUGACCACAUGUCCUCCAAACAUUAAUGAUCCUCCUACUUCUCACGAUGGUCCCCUUUGGGUCUGGUGGUUCGUUAAUGCCAUGCCCGUGACUGUACGAAGCAAGCUAGAGUUUCUGCAGUGUACCUCAUUGAGGGAGCGGCUGAGACUACUCAAGGAAAUAUUGCCACUCCCAUCUUAAUUAACUAGUGGUUAAUUAACUAGUUGUUAAUUAAUCACUAGUUAAUUAACUGAUCUGUAUAUUAUUGAGUUGUUGUCCAUAUUUAUGUGUUUUGUGUUAUUAUUUAUUUAUCAUAAUUGCUGCAUCAUUAAUUAAUAAUAUAUAAUAAUUAUUAUUAUUCUUGUUUUUCAGUCUCGUUUAAUGAUAUUUCUUUUCUCCAUUUCUUCCAUUUCUUUGAGUACAAAAGCAACACUGUA
Messenger RNA from Amphimedon queenslandica, 2295 nucleotides. RefSeq names its product LON peptidase N-terminal domain and RING finger protein 3-like. The record is from RefSeq and is a predicted model, not a curated record. The transcript is spliced from 11 exons. Gene Ontology annotation, molecular function: protein binding; ubiquitin protein ligase activity. NCBI's taxonomy places the organism in Eukaryota, Metazoa, Porifera, Demospongiae, Haplosclerida, Niphatidae. The coding region runs from base 110 to 2059 and encodes 649 amino acids.